Molecule: messenger RNA, 1838 nt
Organism: Perkinsus marinus ATCC 50983
Lineage: Eukaryota; Perkinsozoa; Perkinsida; Perkinsidae
Product: Fumarate hydratase class I, aerobic, putative
Exons: 3
Coding region: 23-1693 (556 amino acids)
Biological process (GO): generation of precursor metabolites and energy
Molecular function (GO): fumarate hydratase activity
Source: RefSeq, a predicted model, not a curated record
AGUUAUCUCGUUCCUAUUCUCUAUGAGUCCCGAGUCGAAGUUUUUCGACAAGUACGCCCCCCUCUUCCAGACACACGCCAACGGCGAGGAGCCUGAGUAUGAACUCCUUUCGAAGGAGGGUGUCUCCGUGGUUAAGGGACCUGAUGGACUCGACUUCCUUAAGGUUGACCCUGAGGCUAUUGCCAAGCUCACCCAGACCUGUAUCAAGGAUGUUGAGCAUUACUUCAGAAGCGCCCACCUCGCGCAGGUCCAGAAGAUCCUCAAGGACCCCGAGGCUUCUGCCAACGAUCGGUUCGUUGCUCUCGAGUUGCUGAAGAAUGCCUGCAUCUCUGCUGGUCUCGUCCUCCCCUCCUGCCAGGAUACUGGUACCGCCUGCGUAUACGGUUACCGGGGUGAGCGUGUUCUAACCGGUGGUGUUGAUGAGGAGGCCAUCACCAAGGGUGUCUAUAAUGCUUACACCCAAGACAACCUCCGUUACUCCCAGGUCGCCCCCUUAAGCAUGUUCGAGGAGAAGAACACUGGUUGCAACUUGCCCGCUCAGAUCGAACUCUACGCCGGUCAUCCUGGUGAUGAGCUCGCCUAUAAAUUCCAUGUCAUUGCUAAGGGUGGUGGAUCCGCCAACAAGUUCCAACUCUUCCAGAAGACCAAGGCCUUCCUUAAGGAGAAGGAGUUUGAGAGUUUCCUCAUGAAGGAGAUUGCUCACUUCGGUACCUCUGCUUGCCCUCCUUAUCAUAUCGCUGUUGUCAUUGGCGGUCAGUCUGCCGACCAGACCAUGAAAACUGUGAAGUUGGCAUCCACUAAGUACUACGAUGGCCUUCCUACCAGCGGCGAUUCCACCGGCCGUGCCUUCCGUGACCUCUACUGGGAGGAGAGGCUUCUCAAGAACUGUCAGGAGCUUGGUAUCGGUGCUCAAUUCGGCGGUAAGUAUUUCGCCCACGAUGUUCGUGUUGUCCGUCUCCCUCGUCACGGUGCUUCUUGCCCUGUUGGCCUCGGUGUCAGCUGCUCGGCUGAUCGUCAGUGCCUCGCUAAGAUCACCCCUGAAGGUGUCUUUAUCGAGAAGCUCGAGAAGAACCCCGCCAAGUACAUGCCUGAUUUCGUUGGUGAAGGGGAUGAGGCCGUGAAGAUCGAUUUGAACUUGCCCCAGAAGGAGGCUCUCGCUACCUUGAGCAAGUACCCUGUCAAGACUCGCGUGGCCCUCACUGGUACCAUCAUCGUUGCUCGUGAUAUCGCUCAUGCCAAAAUGAUGGAGAUGCUCGAGAGCGGUAAAGGUCUUCCCGACUACAUCAAGAAGUAUCCCGUGUACUACGCCGGCCCCGCCAAGAAGCCCGAUGGAAAGCCUUCCGGUUCCUUCGGACCCACUACUUCCAACCGUAUGGACCCCUAUGUUGAGCCUUUCCAAGCCAACGGUGGCUCCAUGAUCAUGAUCGGUAAGGGUAACCGUAGCGAUAUGGUGACUGAUGCUUGCAAGAAGAACGGUGGUUUCUAUCUCGGCUCCAUCGGUGGUGUCGCUGCCAUCCUCGCUGAUAAGAGCAUCAAGAAGGUCGAGUGCCUCGAUAUGGAGGACCUCGGUAUGGAGGCUGUGUGGAAGAUCGAUGUCGUCGACUUCCCUGCUUUCAUCAUUGUUGAUGAUAAGGGCAACGACUUCUUCAAGAUGGGCAACGCUAGCGAACAGAAGAUGGCUUUCUCCCACUAGGUCGUUUGCAUGCAGUUAAGCGCGUCAGUUUGACUAUUAGCGAAUAGAUGGUAUUUCCCUGACAGAUUUCGCGCGUGCUCUUCAUUGCGAAGAUCGAUGUGAUCUAUUUAGCCGUCCAUCAUUCAUAAUUGUCGGUAAGGCACUU